AUGAGUGGAAAGUUUGUCAGAGCUUCUAAAUAUCGUCAUGUCUUUGGACAAGGUUCCAAGAAGGAGUUGUGUUAUGAAAAUCUUAAAAUCACAAAAAAUGCAUGGGACUCUAAUAUCAUUCAAACUAACGGGAGAUAUAUAUCUGCCAAUUGGGAUGCAUCAGGAGGUGGAGCGUUUGCAAUUAUCCCUGUUGAAGAAGUAGGUAAAGCCCCGGAUAAGGUUUCAUUGUUUAGGGGCCACAAGGGCCCUGUUUUGGAUACUGCGUUCAACCCAUUUGAUUCUCAAGAAGUCGCCAGUUGUUCAGAUGAUGGAAAGAUUUUGAUUUGGAAGAUUCCUGAAGAUUAUUCCUUUCACCACUACCUUGACGACAAUGAGGAAAUCAAGGACAUAACUGAACCUGAAAAGAUCUUGCUGGGACAUACUAGGAAAGUCGGUUUGAUUGAGUACCAUCCUUGUGCAGCAAAUGUUUUGGCUUCAAGCUCUUUGGACUAUACUGUUAAAAUUUGGAAUACUGAGACCGGUAAGGAUGAAAUUACAUUGCAGCAUAAGGACUUAGUGACAUCUUUUGCCUUUAAUUACAAUGGAUCUUUGUUGGCUACUACGUCUAGAGACAAGAAACUUAGAAUUUGGGAUAUAAGGUCAGGAAAAGUGUUAUCCGAGGGACCCGGCCACACAGGGGCCAAACCAUCAAGAAUAAGAUGGUUAGGGAACACAGACAGGAUAGUCACUACUGGGUUUUCCAAGUUGUCGGACCGUCAGGUUGGUAUUUGGGACAUCCAACAUAUUGAUGAAGGUCCAGUUGGUGGAUUCAUGGUCAUUGAUGCAUCUUCGGGUGUUUUGAUUCCAUACUUUGAUCCCGAAAACUCGAUUUUAUAUCUCGCUGGUAAGGGUGAUGGUAACAUUCGUUAUUAUGAGUAUGACAAUGAUGUAUUACAUGAGUUGUCCCAAUAUUCUUCUACCGAUCCACAAAGAGGAUUUGCAGCUGCACCAAAGCAUUCAGUCAAUGUAAAGGAAAACGAAGUUGUGAGAGCGUUCAAGACAGUAUUGGAUACUCUGAUUGAACCAAUAAGUUUUAUUGUGCCUAGAAGAUCUGAACUAUUUCAACUGGAUAUAUAUCCUGACUGUCCUUCGACAACCCCGGCCCUCAGUGCACUGGAAUGGUUUGAUGGUAAAGAAGUUAAUGGACCGGUUUUGAUCAACAUGGAAGCCCUUUACGAAGGGACAGAACCAAGUUUGAAGGAUAGUAAACCUGCAACCAAAGUUUCGGAAGUCAAGGAGGCAAAGAAUAGAGAUUUGGAAAAGAAAAAGGAAGAAGCAAGCAAGAAGAAGGAAGAAGAGGAACAAAAGGCAAAGGAGGCAUCGGGUGGAGACAAAUCAGAACCAGCCAAGAAUGUAACUGAAGCCGCCUCUUCUUUAAAUGGUACCCCCGAUAAGAAUGUAGACGAGUUGUUGCAAAAAUCAAAUGAAGUCGGAGAUUUGUUGAACAAAGUGGCCAAUCGAUCCGAUGAAGAGAGUUCAAGUGAAACUGAAGAAUCAAAAGACGAUGGAUGGGAAGAGGUGAAAAAGCCCGAAACUAAGUCAGUUUCCCCUUUAGAGAGUAAACCGAAGGAAGCGAAAGUCGUUGAGAGCGAGAAGCCUUCACCAUCGAGCAAUGAAAAAGAACUGCAGAAAUUAACCACGCAAACAAAAGCAGCUUCCCCAGAACCUAUAUCUGUAGAUGACAAGGAAAAGAGCCCAAGCCGUAGCGAAAAUGUUGCCACACCUCCUACCAAAGAUGAAUCAAAGGAAGAGAGAAAGAGUUCUGACGACAAGUCAACCAAAACCUCCAACGCAAAGCCCACGUUAGCCUCCACUAUUGAAAAAUUGUCCAACUUGGUGUCACAAUUUGAGUCACACAUAGUUAAGUUGGAAAAUGCGAACUUAGAUAAAGACCAAAGAUUAAAAGCUUUAGAAGAGAAAAUUGAGAGUUUACUUAAAAAGUAG
Messenger RNA from Lodderomyces orthopsilosis Co 90-125, 1983 nucleotides. RefSeq names its product Crn1p (gene CRN1). Lineage: Eukaryota; Fungi; Ascomycota; Pichiomycetes; Serinales; Debaryomycetaceae. The transcript has 2 exons. Gene Ontology annotation, biological process: actin filament organization. The coding region runs from base 1 to 1983 and encodes 660 amino acids. The record is from RefSeq and is a predicted model, not a curated record. Gene Ontology annotation, molecular function: actin filament binding.